Molecule: messenger RNA, 3150 nt
Organism: Gymnogyps californianus (California condor)
Lineage: Eukaryota; Metazoa; Chordata; Aves; Accipitriformes; Cathartidae
Gene: MSLN
Product: mesothelin
Exons: 22
Coding region: 1-2976 (991 amino acids)
Biological process (GO): cell-matrix adhesion
Cellular component (GO): cell surface
Source: RefSeq, a predicted model, not a curated record
AUGGUCUUCAUUAAUGGCCUGUGGGAGAAGAUGUUGCAAGUACCUGAUAUUGACAGCCCACCCAUUUUGUCUCAGUGGGUCCAUGAGGGCCUUCAGCCAUUCCUGGUCGAACCCAAGGUCUUUGCUUGCCUCCAUGCCAAAAACGUGUUGUGUGAGACGUUUCAGAUGAUAGUUGCUGCCCUGAAUGGCAUAUAUUCUGACCUUCCAGUGAAAGAACAGAGGAGUCUCUUCACCGGGAUCAAAUACUAUCUCAUCCAGGAUGGAUCAAACCAGAAAUGCUACAGUGCAGCCAUUCCAGGUCUGAAUUCCACUGCUUGGUUUGAAAAUUAUCUUGGAUCCUUUAUGGAGCAUGCUACUGUUGGAGACCUGCAGCUUUUUGGUGAUGAACCAACACUUCAAAAAUUUGCCAGGGAUCCAGUCAAUAUACAGAUGGUCAGCAACCUCACCUUGCUCUGGGAGACAGCUGUGUACUAUACCUCGCUACUGACCUCUGGGCCUGGUUUCCCCUUAUCGAGUCUCCCAGACAGAUUUGUUUGCUACCUGACCCCCUCGGCAGUGAGCAACCUGAGCAGAGAUGACGCUUUGAGCUUGGCCCAGAGGAUCAGUAAGAACUGCCCAUUGAACCUGACACACAGAGGAAUAACUAGAGAAGGAGCUCCCUCCUCCCUGACAACAGAGGAACUGCAGGUUGCAUCCUCUUUGGUGAGAAAGUUUGAGCAUUUCUCUCCUGCAAUCCUGCGUGCAUUGGGGCAGGCUGCAGUUGGGCUGUCCAUAUCCGACAUUGAAAACAGCAUCAGUGAUGAAGACCUUGAAGCGUCUAUUCCUGCCCUGGGUGAAGUUCGCAGCUGGAACGCUGAGCAGUCCAGCACUAUUAUCAACAAACUGCUCAGCUCUGGCUAUCAGAUCCUGGAUGGCCAGAGCCUGGCAAAGCUAGGGAGCUUGGUGGCUGGCCUCAACAGCAGCACGCUUCGAAAUCUGUCUCCAGAAGUGAUCUUGGAAGCCAUUAAGUUGCCUGAGUUUGUUGAGCAAAUGAUGACCCUGCCCUCUGCUCUGAAAAUGACAUUUGUGGAAAAGAUUUCCUCCAGUAUAGGCGACCCUGCUGACCUGGUUAAAUAUAUCCCUGAUGCUCUGGCCAGUUACAUUCCAAAAUCAUUGCUCGUUUUUGGGGAAAAGAAGCCCAAUAUUCAGGAUCUCAACAGUAAAAUGUGGACCCGAGAACAGGCUGCCAUGUUUUUCAAUGACGUGAUAAAGAUAGAGCCUGACUUCAGCAGGCUUUCCCAGUCAGUCCUCCAAGGCUUCACAUGUGCAGCUGCCAAUGAGAUGGAAGCGGAAAGAUUUCAGGAGCUGGCCAAAGUCAUGAAGAAGAAGAAUGUCAAGCUAGGAGAAGACCAGCUGAGUUGCUUAGUGAAGAUGGUGACGCUGCACGGGAUUCCCAAGGAUUUAGAUAACUACCCUAAAGACCUGUUGCUGUUUUUAAGUCCUUCAGACUAUGCGGCGACAGGAAGCUGUAGGCAGUACUUUGCUAAUAUUGGGAAAGCAAAUCUUGAUGUUCUGCAAAGAGAGUCGUCUCAGCGGAAACAGCUGCUCUUGGAGGCUUUAGCAUGUUUGAAAAUUCCUGGCACACAAGUAAAUGAGGAAAAUGCAGAGGUUCUGGGACGUCUGGUCUGUGACCUGGGUGGAGAAUACAUUAGAAAUUCUGGUGGGAAUUUGCUGAAGCAAUUAAGCCAGUGUGAAUCUUUCCUGCCUGAUCAAGAAGAGGCUAUUAGGAGCGUCAUCAGCAGUGGUAACACUACAUUUGGGCCUCCUGUAGCAUGGUCAGCUUUUACCUUGAAUGAGCUCAGUGGAUUGAUUCCUGUAUUUGAUCACAGCAUCUUGCAGAAGAUCCCCAAGGAUGCUUUAACUCUUUGGCUGAAAAACUUUGCACACGAUUCACUUCUGUCAAGGGAACAGCUGGCCACCAUUGUUGAAGAACUCCUGCCUACUAGGCAUAAGCGUGCUGAUGGUUGCCCAGCUGGCAAGCAGAUAACAGAGAUGGUUCUUAAUGAUGACUUGAUGCCUAUUGACUACCCACCUGAGGAGUUACGUACUUGCCUGAAGAAUGUCACUCUGGAGAAUCACCUCUCUCAGAUACUGACCUACCCUUUCAGUACUGAGCAAUUAGCUGUGCUGAAGAGCAAUCUGGAUGAGACAUAUCCUGAUGGGUAUCCUGAAGGUCUGCUCGCCAAACUGGGUCCCCUCCUUUCUUUCAUCACCCCUGAGGAUGUUUCCAACUGGAAGAUAACUUCAGCUGACACGCUGGCUGUCUUGCUAAGAAAUCAGCCCCCUGAUGAGCAGGCUUCUGCAAUAAUUAAACGAUAUGUUGGCUUGGGAAAUGCCUUGAAUGCCACUGCACUGAACGCAAUUGGUACGAAAUACGUGUGCCUUCUAAAGGAGACCGAAUUGAAUACGAUAGACUCCAACAGCUUGAAACUGGCAUCUCUGAAUCCUUCAGCCUGUUCACAGUUUACAAAAGACAUCUUAUAUGCUAAAGCAAAACGUGCUUUCUCAGAUCAGCAGUACUUACCUGCUUACUAUAAGCUUAUUCAACCAUAUCUAGGGGGUGCUCCCGGUGUGGAUCUCAGAGCUCUAAGCAAGGACAAUGUGAAUAUGGAAGUUAGUACUUUUGCGAAGUUAAGAAGAGACUCUUUGAUGAGCCUGACGCCUUCUGAGGUUCAGGGCUUGCUGGGGAUAAAUCUUGAUGAUCUGGAGAAAUGGCAGAACAAGUCUCCCAUCCGGGAGUGGGUCCGAAUGCAGAAACAAUCCGAACUGGAUAAGCUGCAUGUUGGGCUCACGGGGGGGACACAAGAAGGCUACAUCAACAUCGUCACACCCAAAUUUCUGCUACCAUCCUCAGCCUCUCUGGGUACUGUGGCCAUGACGCUCCACCUCCUGCCUGCUCUGCUUAUCAGUUUCCUGAUGAUGUUGGUCUUGUCUUGAAAAUCUUCCCUCAAGAGAAAGCAAGAUGAGGGGGAGCAGCCGGUGACCUGCCCUUGUUGGGGACAACCACACCUGGGGGAUGAGGGGGUGCUCAGUGCUAGCAGGCAAUUGUUAUGCAGCCCAGGCUUCACUUUUAGGUACUUUUGUCUUUCAAAUCACUCAAAAAAACCCCAG